AUGGGUGUUCGGGACCACGACCAGGCGUCGCUCGCCUCCAUUGGCAAGGACUUGGAGAAGGUCGAUAUCAUUGAGAUGUACAAUGCCAACAAGUACGCCAACAUUGGUCUCUCGACGGAGGAUGCCGACUUCUUCGAAAACUUUCCCGCGGACAAGAAGAAGAAGAUGCUCAGGAAGAUUGAUAUUCGACUCGUUCCGGUCCUUGCUCUGCUUUACUUAGCUGCCCACAUUGACAGAGCCAACGUGGGUGUUAUCUUCAACGCGAAGAUUGAGGGCUUGACAACGGAUCUGGGUCUUACUGGAAUCCAGUACAACAUCGCUCUAUCGAUCUUCUUCGUCCCAUACAUCCUCCUUGAAGUCCCUUCAAACGUUAUCCUGAAGAAGUUCAAGCGACCAUCAACUUACAUGGGCAUUCUCGUUGUAACCUGGGGCAUUAUCAUGACCUUCACUGGCAUCGUCAAGAACUUCGCUGGACUCAUGGUCACUCGCGUUCUGCUUGGUAUCGCUGAAGCUGGCUUUUUUCCCGGUGCCGUAUACUUGAUCACCCGCUGGUACGCGGCUAAACAGGUUCAAACUCGCCUUGCGCUCUUCUACUGCGCCAGUGCUCUCUCAGGCGCCUUCUCGGGCCUCCUCGCUUUUGCCAUUGCCAAGAUGAAUGGCGUGGGCGGACGCCCGGGCUGGGCCUGGAUCUUCCUACUAGAGGGCAUCGCAACCGUGGUCAUUGGCGCGGCAUGCUUCUUCAUUAUGCCAGAUACCCCUGCGCUUUCCCGUAAGUGGCUUGACGACGAUGAGGUCCGCUGGCUGGAACUCCAGACUGUAAUCAAGGAAGGUGGCCGCACUUCGAUGGAGAAGUCGGAGAAGUUCAAGUGGUCGUACUUGACCGAUCUUCUCACCGACUACAAGGUCUACAUGCAAGCUUGGAUUCUGUUCACUGCGUCAACUUGCGCUUAUGGCCUCAAGUUCACCAUGCCAUCAAUCACCAAGUCCAUGGGCUAUACAUCAUCUCAAGCCCAGUUGAUGACCAUCCCACCCUACGUCGCCGGCGCCAUCUCCGCUAUCGUCCUCUCCAAACUCUCCGACCACUUUCAAUGGCGGGCCGUCUUCAUCUUCGGUCAAAUGGCCACAGUCCUCGUCGGCUUCUGCAUACUCCUUCCUUUGGCACCCAGCAUUGCCACCCAGAUUGGCCCCUGUUAUCUGGCCGUCAUGUUAAUCUGCAUUGGACAAUACCCUACGAACCCAGCCGGCUCUGCUUGGAUCUCGGGAAACUUGGCAGGUGACACCAAGCGUGCGAUCGGUAUUGCGUUGAACAUCUGUCUUGGCAACAGUGGUGGCAUUGUUGGAUCUUACAUCUUCCUCGACUCAGAAGACCCGGGCUACCCAACGGGGUUCGGCAUUGGUCUCGGUUUCGCCGCUGCGACUCUCCUUUGCACCGUGGCAUUGGAGGCCUCGUACUGGAGAAUCAACAAGUCAAGAGAUAAGCUGACCGAAGAGGAAGUUCGUGCUCAGUACAACGAUGAGCAGCUGGCCAGGAUGGGUGAUAAGAGCCCGCUGUUCAGGUAUAAGUACUAA
Molecule: messenger RNA, 1569 nt
Organism: Zasmidium cellare ATCC 36951
Lineage: Eukaryota; Fungi; Ascomycota; Dothideomycetes; Mycosphaerellales; Mycosphaerellaceae
Exons: 6
Coding region: 1-1569 (522 amino acids)
Biological process (GO): transmembrane transport
Cellular component (GO): membrane
Molecular function (GO): transmembrane transporter activity
Source: RefSeq, a predicted model, not a curated record